CCCCCAGAGGAGGGGCACCGGGCUAACGCUGCGGGGCGUCUCCCUCGCAGUCCCGCCCCCCGCCCCCCGCCCGCCCCUCCGGCCGCCUCUGCCGCCGCGCGCUGCAGCAGCGCCGCCUUCCCUGCGCAGUCGGUGUCUCCGCGUCGCUGGGUGGGACUUGGCUCGGUGGCCAUGGGCAAGCAGAACAGCAAGCUGCGGCCCGAGAUGCUGCAGGACCUGCGGGAGAAUACAGAGUUCUCAGAGCUGGAGCUGCAGGAGUGGUACAAGGGCUUCCUCAAGGACUGCCCCACGGGCAUCCUCAACGUGGAUGAGUUCAAGAAGAUCUACGCCAACUUCUUCCCCUACGGUGACGCCUCCAAGUUCGCGGAGCAUGUCUUCCGCACCUUUGACACCAACAGCGAUGGCACCAUCGACUUCCGGGAGUUCAUCAUCGCGCUGAGUGUGACCUCACGUGGCCGCCUGGAGCAGAAGCUCAUGUGGGCCUUCAGCAUGUACGACCUGGAUGGCAACGGCUAUAUCAGCCGUGAGGAGAUGCUGGAGAUCGUGCAGGCCAUUUACAAGAUGGUUUCGUCCGUGAUGAAGAUGCCGGAGGACGAGUCGACCCCGGAAAAGAGGACUGAGAAGAUCUUCCGCCAAAUGGACACAAACAACGACGGCAAGCUGUCCUUGGAGGAGUUCAUCCGCGGGGCCAAAAGCGACCCGUCCAUCGUGCGUCUGCUGCAGUGCGACCCCAGCAGCGCCUCCCAGUUCUGAGCGAGGAGCCAGGUUUCCCCUCCCUGCCUUCACUGGCCCUCUCCCGGCUCUCAGCUUCCUCGCCCUUGUGUCUGUCCAGGCUGGGGGUCAGAUUGCCACCCCCAGGGUCUGCACUCUGAGGGGCCUAUGGAGAAAGGAACCCUGCAGCCCCCCCCCCAAGGCCCAAGCCAGCAAGUCGUUGGCACCCCCCAUCCGGGAGGCAAUAUCUCCCUUCGGCAAUGAUAAAGACACAGGCUCUGGCUUGGUCUGCCUUUCAGUCAGCCCUCCCUUACCUAGCUAUCAGAACGUCAGCCAUUCCCCCUCCCCCACCCCCGCACACACCCAGCCACGAGGCCAGACUUCCCUCCGCCAACCACGGGGCAAGCUUCCCUGCCUCCACCCCAACCCUUGUAGAUCUCAGCCUUGGUGGAGUUGGGAAUCAUGCCUGUCUUUUUAUUUGGAGCGGAGAGAAGGAUUCCAGAGGUUUAGGGGCUUGAGGAGAAACCUUCCUUGAGCCAUCCUUCCCUGCAGGAGGGCCUCAACCUUGCCUGUUCCUGCCCUUGUUGUCCCGGAGGCCAUGAUGCAAAAGGAAAACCUCCUGCUUCCAGCCCCCCAGCUGUGAGUCCCAUGAACCCCCGCCUGCGUUUCAGCAUUUUGAUGAACACAGACCCACGGACCCCUCUGUGUGUCUUGUCUCUCUCAGAUACACACACAGGCCCACAGACAGAUGGGCAGACACACCUAGAGCGCCACCCACAGUGUCCUGUGUGGGAGAGCAGCACAGGCCCCCGGCCGAGUCCCCUCCCCCGCUGCAUGCAUCCACGUGGAGCAUCUCUGUUCUUUUUAAUAUCUUCAGAAUAAAGUCUCGUUUCAGUGCA
Globicephala melas (long-finned pilot whale) is the source of this 1610-nucleotide messenger RNA. It is a transcript of the gene HPCA, whose product is annotated as hippocalcin. The record is from RefSeq and is a predicted model, not a curated record. Lineage: Eukaryota; Metazoa; Chordata; Mammalia; Artiodactyla; Delphinidae. Gene Ontology annotation, molecular function: calcium ion binding.